Diorhabda carinulata is the source of this 4277-nucleotide messenger RNA. It is a transcript of the gene Tre1, whose product is annotated as protein trapped in endoderm-1. Gene Ontology annotation, cellular component: membrane. NCBI's taxonomy places the organism in Eukaryota, Metazoa, Arthropoda, Insecta, Coleoptera, Chrysomelidae. The transcript is spliced from 5 exons. Gene Ontology annotation, molecular function: G protein-coupled receptor activity. Bases 161 to 1195 code for a protein of 344 amino acids. Gene Ontology annotation, biological process: G protein-coupled receptor signaling pathway. The record is from RefSeq and is a predicted model, not a curated record.
GUAAUGGUUAUAAUCGUGACCCAACCCGCAGUGAGACUUUGAACAUUCGGAGUAAUGCAUGAUGUUAUGUUUACCUCAAAACUUGUUACUUUCGUUUCGUGUCUCAGGUUUUGGUGAUCCCUGUGUAUUAUUAUCUAAAGUUUUCACUACAUAAUAAACAAUGUCGAAUUACUAUUACAAUGACAGUGAUACUACCAAUGUUAUUAAAUAUUCAAGGGAAGCGACUAUUUUGGCGGCAUGCUGUGCAAUUAUUUUUUGUGUUAUCGGCGUUAUCGGUAAUCUGGUGACAAUAAUAGCUCUAAUAAGAUGUCCAAAAUUAAGAAUCCACGCUACAACUGCAUUCGUCUUAUCUCUUUGCAUCUCCGAUUUGAUAUUCUGUUUAGUUAAUCUACCUCUUACUGCCGCAAGGUACAUCUAUCAAGCAUGGGUUUUCGGAGACGCUCUGUGUAAACUAUUUCCGGUGUUGUUUUAUGGAAAUGUUGCCGUUUCCGUGCUAAAUAUGGUAGCAAUUACCUUAAAUAGAUACGUGCUUAUAUCUUGCCAACAAUACUACAAUCGACUGUAUUCCAAAGUAUCAAUAUGGAUCCAACUACUGUUUAUUUGGGGAAUCGCGUUCCUUCUUAUGAUGCCACCGCUGAUAGGAAUAUGGGGACAACUAGGCUUAAAUCCCUCUACAUUUUCCUGUACCAUAUUGAGUAAAAAUGGAAAAUCUCCGAAAAAAACCAUAUUUUUGAUUGGAUUUAUUCUACCAUGUGUUGUAAUAAUUCUAGCUUAUUCAUGUAUAUACUAUAGCGUUCGGAAAUCGAGAAAAAAACUUAGAUCGCAUCGCCCAAUCACAGAAAAGAGGAGUUCCCGCCGAGAACGAGAUGACAGUCGCUUGACAAAAUUGAUGGCCAUUAUAUUCCUUUGCUUCCUAAUAUGCUUCUUGCCACUGAUGUUAGUAAACGUUUUGGAUGACGUGACUAUUAUGUUUCCAACAAUCCACGUGUUAGCAUCUAUAGCCACUUGGGCUUCUAGUGUAAUAAAUCCUUUUAUUUAUGCAGCUAGCAACAGACAGUAUCGUUCCGCUUAUUCGAAAUUAUUCAUAAUCGUUAAAUCUAGUGUAGUUUUUUCUGAUUCCAAACAUAAUUCUAACUUGAAACUUGAUAAAAAUUCGGUUACCUACAAACCUAGUGGCAGCGUCACACAUUCCUGAACUAUAAACAUUUUAGCGAUUCAAUACAGAUACCCUAUAUUUAUUUUUCAAAAUAAGAUGCUAAUAGACUGGUAUUAUUAUUUAGAUAUUUAAAAAUGUUUGUUUUGUACAAUUUAUGUAAGGAAAAGUUUCUGCAUGGCCAAAGAAAUAAUGAACAUCUAGUAGCAUACUUAUAACAGAAAACAAGAUAAACAUGUUCAUAAAUAUAAUUGAAGAUAACUACCUACAUUAGUAGUGAAAGAUAUUGUUAUUAUAGGGAAGUACACUGGUACAUUUACAUCUAAAUACGCUAUUUUGUUGCAUACCUUAGAUUUUAAUGUUGUUUGAUUUUAAAAAUUUAAUAAUCAUCAAUAUUGUUCUCUAAAAUAUAUUAUUUGUACACAAUGCAAACUGACAGAUUGCAAUUUUCAUUAAUGCUUUUUGUUUAAUUGAAUUCAAAAUUUUCUUUUAAUGAUAAAGUAAUAACAAACGGCUCGCUCAUUCAGGUAGUGAAAUCGUUUCCAUAGGAAUAAGAUUGAUUCUAUUGAAAAUGUUAACCUUAUUACCUUAAUACCUUAUUUGUUUUCUGGCAAUCAAUGAAAAAUAACUUGAUCAAUAUAAUUUAUUUGGAUGUCAUUAUAUGCGAUAAAGUACUGAAAUUUAUGUAAAUGUAAAUUUAGUAAAGUAGAUUAAAUAAAGAAACUUAGGAGUAUUGCUUGAAGAUUGAUUUCAUCAUUGAAUAAAAUGAUAUUUUGAGUUAGUCAAAUAUAUUUAUGAAUUACACAUUUGAAUCUCACUCUUUUCUUAUUUUUUUAUUAUUCAUUACAGUUUCUUUUUAUGUAUUGGACAAGAAAAAACUAAAGAUAUAUUAAUAGUAUCACUUACAGCUAUAAAUUAAUAUGUAUACUCAUUUGACUAUUCUAAAUUAGGCAAGCUAUUAUUUAUUAUAACUAGAAUAGUUUUAAAUGUUUCGAAAUAGUUGAAACCAAGUUACCCGAUAAAUAUUUGUUUUUAAAUCCCGACAUUAAGUAGUUUGUUAACUAAUUAUUUAAGCUUGGAUUAAAUUUUGGAAUGUAUAUCAUAUUUGAUAUGUUGGUUUUGGACAGAGAGAACUUGAUAGAAAUUGAAUAUUUGGAUGUGUGGUAGAUAAUUACCGUACAUUUCCAAGUUUUCGAUAAUAAUUUAUUAUGGAUACUGGAAUCCAAAUAUGUAAGGAUCUAUCCAUUGACUUGACAAAAAUAUGACGUAACAUGUCGAUAACAAUUGAAACUUCACUUAAUCAAAAAUGGCUGCUUUAGUGCAUGUGGCAACUAUCGCUCAACAUUUUUGUUCUACGACCACGUUUGCUGUGCAACUUGCAUCUACAUAAAGUUUGAUGUGAGAUCAAUUAUCUUCUAUAAAAGAGAACUAGUAGUUCCUUUAUCAUAUGCAGAAGACAUAAUGUAAGAAUAGCAUUUACCCUGUGGUCGCAAAUUAUUAUUUAUUCAUUUAUUUCUGAUUUGAAUCAAAUUGAUAUGGAGAAGGAAGUUUGGUAUGAUAUAAAUAAUCCCACUCAUUCAAUAGAAUAUAAAAACACAUAGGAAAACAACAUAAUGUGUAAAAGCUAUUAGAAACAAUAAUAAAAGAAAAUUUAAAAAUUAAUAUGAAGAUAAAUAUUUACGCAAAAGUAAUUAAACGAUUCCUUCUUUUUCAAAUCUUGGUAGAACAUUAAUAAAUAUUAUUUACUUUUUCUUGAGUACUUAACUCCUCUUAUUAAAUUCUCUUCAUUUGAUGAAUUUAUAGGUGGAAAAGACUUUGUUAUAUAUUUUAAUUUUAACGCAUCAAAUGAUGGAUAAUUUACAAUACCAUUGAUAAUAUUAGCUUUAUUCAGGCUACACAUUUUACAUCGGUGAUCAGCGUCAAAUUUGUAAUUGAUUUGAUUUAAGUAAAUAUUUCCUCUUUUUAUUAGCUUAACGUAGCUGUAUUAUUAAUCAAGUUUAUUAAUAUGAACAUUAGGAAAUAACAAUCAAUAGACUGAAAAUUAUACGUAUAUAUGAGAUUAAAACCACUAUUUAAAACAAACUCUAUAUCUUUACUUAAGCAGUUUUUUAAAAAACUUUAAAUAGCUCAUAGUGACUAGUUAUUCAAGAAUAUUUAUUAGAUUGCUAAGUAUGAUCAAUAUGUUUAUGAGAGAUAAUUAAGAAAUUAAAGAGAUCGCGUAUGCCAAGACUUCUCCCAAAGUAAACUUAUUGUUAUUAUAAGAUAUUGCCUUAUGUCCCUAGUAUUAGUUUUAUCCAAAAGUGUAGCAUAAUAUACUUGAAAAUUAAUGAGAUACUGUUUCAGAUAUUAAUUAAUCAAUUGUGCCAUGACUAUCUUAAAAUCAUAAGGCUUCACAGUUAGCUAGUCUGUUUUACCAGAAAAAACCAAACACCUACAUGGUAUACGAUAAUAUUGUAUUACUGUUGUAUUCACACAUACGGUUUUACAUUCCUUUUAUAUUCCUUAGCCAUAAUUAGGUGCUUCUCUCUUUUGCUUGGAUGUGGAUUGGAAAUGGAAAUUAUAAAAUGUAGACCUUCAAGAAUGGGAAUACAUAUUUUAAAUUAUGGAACGAAUACAAAAGGUUAUUUGGAAAGUAAAAUCAUGACAUGAAAUGCUGUCUUUUCAACGUACUCCAAUGUAAAUAUUUAGUUUAGUGUAUUUUUUUAAAAUAGGAAAUGACAAAAUGAUGUGUUUAUCAUUGUAGUUUUGAGUUAGAUGUAAAAAAACCCUAGACCAAAAUAGUUAUUGGUGUGUUGAGCUUUGUAAGAAUAUUUGAAUAACCAAGAAAUCCCGGCUGAGAUUUUUUUAACUUUGUCUAAAUUUGUUUAAUAAUAAUGUAAGUUCAACAAGCAUUUGUUGAUUUCCAUAUUUGCAUUCAAAAUUGUUCACUUAAUUUAGUGAAUAUAAUUUUUUUAUAAACACAAAUUUUUCAAUUUUUGUUCAGUUUUUUUGUAUAUGACAGUUGAAAUUUGUGAUCCUAUCAUAUUUAUUAUAACUAGUGUGAUACAUUUGUAGUUACCAACAUUUUUUUUGUUGUGUCAAUUUUUGUACCAGUGAAAAUAAAAAUAAAAGUAUAUGAAUUUUA